CAGGGCGAAAUCACAAAGGAUGCCGUCUACAUAGAUGCCGAGCGGCGCUUUGAGGAGCUGGAAAAGGAGACCAAGAAGCUUCAUGAGGAAUCCAAAAAGUACUUCCAAGCCAUAAAUGGCAUGCUCACCCACCAGAUCGAGUUCUCCAAAGCUAUCGCUGAAAUCUACAAACCCAUAUCUGGGCGCAUGUCAGACCCUGACUCGUUCCACGAUGAAGGCAAUGCGGCAGGCAUCGAAGCAUGUGGACAAUAUGAGGAAAUCGUCAAAGAACUACAGGAAACCCUGAAACCGGAGCUCGAAAUGAUCGAGACCCGUGUUAUCAAGCCGGCAGACCAGCUGCUCGAAAUCAUCAAGGCAGUACGAAAAAUGGCCCUGAAGCGCGACCACAAGCAACUUGACUACGAUCGCCACCGAGCGGCGCUUAAGAAGCUCGAGGAAAAGAAAGACAAGACCCUCAAGGAUGAGAAGGCCAUGUACCGCGCCGAGGCAGACGUCGAGCAGGCUACACAGGACUACAACUACUUUAAUGAUCUUCUCAAGGACGAGCUACCCAAGCUGUUCAAACUGGAACGGGAAUUCAUUCAGCCGCUCUUCCAAUCCUUCUACUACAUGCAGCUUAACGUUUUCUACACUCUCCACGAACGCAUGCAAAAUAUCGAUAUUGGCUACUUCGAUCUUACCCUAGACAUCGAAGCCGCAUAUGAGAAGAAGCGCGGCGACGUACAAGCGCAAGCCGAGGCCAUUUCCAUGGUCAAGUUCAAGACAACCGGCGGUCGCAAACCAGGUCAGGGGUCGAAGUACGCAUCGAAAGCACUGGAAGCCAAGUCAGAGCGAAGAUCAUCCACCCUCUCGGCCAGCACAGACACGCCGCCUCCACCUUAUAGUCCUACGCCAGGCGUCGGCGCGAUCGCGAGUCCACCAGGAUCUGCAACGAGUUGGGGAUCGGCCGCUAAAUCGAAGGGCGCAGCACCACCCCCACCAAAACCCAAACCAUCGAGGCUCAGUGGCGUGCCAGCUACCAAGACCGUCACCGCAUUGUACGACUACGAGGCACAGGCCGAGGGCGAUCUGUCAUUCAUCACAGGCGAUGUCAUCGAACUCGUCACGUGGACAGAGAACGUGAACGAGUGGUGGAUCGGUAAGGUUCGCGGCAAACAGGGGCAAUUUCCAGGUAGGCACAUCAAUUCGCUGAAAUGUUGGAAUCUCGAGCUAAUGGCAUGUCAGGCAACUAUGUCCAGUUCAAUGCAUAAGGCCGGAGGGAGAGAUACACAUAGAUUCUACUUUCGGUGGCAUGUUCUCGUUUUAGCGGGGAUGAGAGGUGGCUUCUGUUGGUUAACAAGAUGGAGUCCUUGCAGACGCAGACUUUGCUUUCGAAGCUUAAUAUUGAGAACGAUACUUAUCCACGUCAUCAUCUGA
Paraphaeosphaeria sporulosa is the source of this 1416-nucleotide messenger RNA. RefSeq names its product BAR-domain-containing protein. Gene Ontology annotation, cellular component: medial cortex; Rvs161p-Rvs167p complex; mating projection tip. The annotation marks the transcript as partial. Gene Ontology annotation, biological process: endocytosis; plasma membrane tubulation; actin cortical patch localization. Gene Ontology annotation, molecular function: protein binding; lipid binding. The record is from RefSeq and is a predicted model, not a curated record. NCBI's taxonomy places the organism in Eukaryota, Fungi, Ascomycota, Dothideomycetes, Pleosporales, Didymosphaeriaceae. The transcript has 3 exons.